This is a messenger RNA of Funneliformis mosseae, 435 nucleotides long. The record is from the annotation of a GenBank genome assembly. NCBI's taxonomy places the organism in Eukaryota, Fungi, Glomeromycota, Glomeromycetes, Glomerales, Glomeraceae.
AUGGUUUUUGAUCAUAGCCCACCAUAUCAAUAUCAACAGCAAAUUGUUUCUCCACUUCCUCCACUUCAACAGCAACAGCAAGUUGUUUCUCCACUUCCUCCACUUCAACAGCAACAGCAAGUUGUUGCUCCACUUCAGCAGCAACAGCAAAUUGUUGCUCCACUUCCUCCACUUCAGCAGCAACAGCAAAUUGUUUCUCCCCUUCCUCCACUUCAACAGCAACAGCAAGUUGUUGCUCCACUUCAGCAGCAACAGCAAAUCGUUUCUUUACCUCAGCAGCGGUUGCAAAAAGUUCAACAAAAAAUUGAACCGGUAUUAUAUGAAAAUUAUAAUGAAAUUACUUUGGGUGAGAAUCUUCUACCUGAAAGGAAUAUUACUAAACGACUUAGAGAUGAUAGUAACCAAGAUCAAGAUCAUGAUGAAAGAUUAGCCUAG